CAUUCUUUCCCAACAACCAGCUUGAAAGCCCUACAACCAUGGCAAUAAAGAAGCAAUACCCAAACCUCAUCUUCACUAUCUCAUUUCUCUUAUUUACCUAUCUCCAUUGCUCAACACCCUCAGCCCAAGCUCCUGCACCGGCACCACCAACCAGUCCACCGAACAUCAUCAAAAUCCUCAAAAAAGCCAACCAAUACACAUUCUUCGUUCGUCUCCUAAAAUCCACCCAAGUCUCCGAUCGCCUCAUCGGCGAGCUCAGAGAUCCAGACGAUGGAAAAACUAUUUUCGCACCCACAGAUAAGGCUUUCACGAACCUCAAAUCUGGUCCAAUGAAUUCACUCAACGAUAAUCAAAGGGUUGAACCGGUACUAUUUCACGUCGUCCCGGUUUACAUCCCAUUGAACCAGUUCCAAACUGUUAGUAGUCCGAUGACGACCCACGCCGGAGAUAGUGGCGAUGGUGAGUAUCCUCUCAAUGUCACCACUGCUGGAAAAACAGUGACUCUAAUGACGGGGCUGAUGAAAACCAGACUUGUUGGCACCAUUUAUAGUGACGGUCAGCUUGCUAUUUAUCGGGUGGAUCAAGUGCUUCAACCUUUGCAAAUAUUUUCUUCUCGGUCUUCAGGUCCGACGCCUGCACCAGGAAAGGCUGCUGAUGUUGCUGAGAAGUCUAGAGCUCCUGGCCUUGCCAUGCAUAAUUUUGCUUUGUUUGCUGUUAGUGUUAUAGUUUUGGCACUUUCUUUGUGACAAAUAAAAGGUUGAUGGGGAAAUAUGGGGAGCUCCAUUUUGUGUCUGAUUUUGUUCAAUUAUUGAUGAUGACAAAAGUUGUAAUUUGUUUCUUUUUCCCUUUGAUCUAUUGGAUGAAUAUUUGUAAAA
This is a messenger RNA of Hibiscus syriacus, 875 nucleotides long. RefSeq names its product fasciclin-like arabinogalactan protein 12. The record is from RefSeq and is a predicted model, not a curated record. The transcript has a single exon. Lineage: Eukaryota; Viridiplantae; Streptophyta; Magnoliopsida; Malvales; Malvaceae. Bases 39 to 746 code for a protein of 235 amino acids.